GCUUGGUGAAAGAAUAGAUUGGGCAUUAAACCAAGAAAAAUAUUAUAAUUGAACUAAAGAUUAACGGUUGUCUGUGGGUGAACAAAUUAUCAUUGUGAUGGAAUUUGAAGCACGUGCAUGAAUAACAACAAACGCAUAUGAUGCACUACUGUGUAACAUUUGAAGUGCAUUUUUAUCAGUAAACAGGAGUGUGUACACAAUCUUCAAAAUUUUACAAAGAACCGUGUUGAAAUAUAUAGAUAAACAAGAAAACUUUUAUCGGAUUAUUGAAGAUAUGGAUAUUGAUAUUUUAUGUUUUGACUGAUAUACACAGUAUAUUUAGAUUGUGAUAACAUUUCUGGAGGAACUGGUGAUCUGAUUUAAUAAAGGAGUAGUUAUUACACAGACGUUGAAGAUGAGUAUGAGAGAGCAAUCAAAAGAGGAGAAAAAUAGUCGUUUUGCAAACAAAAGGAAACAAAAACGGGCCCAGAGACAUAGAUCCGAUGGAUUCAUGGUUGGUAAAGAUAUCGAUAGUUUCGAAGAUGACGACGAAAUUAAAAUGGAUGCUGUUAAUUUUCUCAUGUGGUUGAAAAAUCCAAAUCUUCAAAAUUUGGUAAAAUUAAGGAAAUGUAUUAAAUCUAACGAUGUUGACUGGAUGACAGAAUUUCUCCAGUUUGAUGGCCUAGGGAUGCUAUUCCAAUGCCUUAAAAAUUUAGGGGCUUACAAAACCCAUCAUUUGUCGGAUAUGGUUCUGAAGUUAGAAUGUAUAAUGUGUAUUCGAGAAGUGGUCAAUUCACAAAGUGGUGUAGAUUGUUUAUUGAAAAUAAAGGAAAGAAAAGACAACAUUUUUGGGCGGAGAUUUGCUUCAGCAUUAGACACAAACAAUGUUAUGGUAAAGAUGCAGAUGUUUGAACUCUUGUCAGCUUUAUGUGUUUACUCUAAAGAAGGUUUCUAUCUGACCUUAGAUGCCAUGGAGCAAUACAGGAUCUGGAGAAAGCUGCCAUAUAAAUUCAGUCUUCUGAUUAAGGAACUUCGUGCUGCCGAUCUGACAGCGUACAGGACAACACUGAUGGCCUUGGUCAAUUCUAUUGUGGUAUCAAAUGAAGAACUUCAUGACCGACAUCGUGUACGAUGCGAUUUUGUAUCACUAGGAAUUCUUGAUAUCUUAAUACUAUUACGACAAGAUGUUGAUCCACAUUUAACUGUGCAGUGUGACGUAUUUGAAGAGGAAUUAGCCGCUGAUAACGAGGCUCUGGAAGAUCUUAGAGAACAAAGUUUAGUUAACAUUCAGGAUCCCAAAGCACUGUUUGAUGCUAUUGACAAAAAGGUUUCUCAUACACCCCUGUCUUACUCAUUGUUGAGUAUACUGUAUAGUCUGUUUCAAAUUGACCCACACCACAGCAAUAGUGAAGCCACAUGGACUUUGGUAGAAAAACUUACACAACAAGCAAUAAGUUUAGAUUCUUCAGAAUCUCACCUUAAAAGAGGAUUAUCAAUAAAGACACUUCGACGGGAGGAUAAAGAAGUUCAAACUGAUGAUGACCUUCCUCGUAUGCGCAUGUCAGUGGCUAAUAGAAACAAACUCUCAACAGAAGCAAUACAAGCCGUUUCGUCAGCAUAUUCACAAGCAACAGCGGAUCUACCAACUAAAGAAUAUAAGGGUUCUUCUGCUGCAAUGCCUAUGGCAUCAGGACCAAUUGCUGUGCCGCCACCUCCUCCUCCGCCGCCACCGCCCGGUGGCAUUCCACAUCCGCCUUGUGGAAUACCGCCGCCUCCGCCUCCUCCUGGCGGUAUUCCUCCUCCGCCUGGUGGAGUUCCUGCACCGCCACCACCUCCAGGAAUGGGAGGACCUCCACCUCCGCCUGGUGCACCAGGGGCACUGAAGCCUCCAAGUCCUCCUCCGCCAGCAAUCACAACACCUGAUCCACAUUGUAAAAUGAAGAUAUUUAACUGGAAUAAACUACCUCCUGCUUCUUUUAAAAAAACCAGCGUCUGGGCAGAUGUGCUAGGUAUGGAUGACAAGGUAGACGUAGAAUAUGAAAAGUUAGAGGAAUGGUUUUCACAAAAGCAAACGGCGCCAGCUGUUCUAUUGAAACCAGAAAACAAUCAAGCACAAUCAGCAAGAAAGCAUUCCACUUCACAAAUGAUUUCCUUACUAGAUGCAAAGAAAAGUAUGAAUGCCAAUAUAUUCCUAAAACAGUUCCGUAAACCCCCAGAUGUGAUAAUACAAUUAAUUAAAGAAGGAGAUCCAAGAUCAGUUGGUGUAGAAAAGCUUAAAAGCUUAAAUAAACUUCUUCCUUCUUGUGAUGAGGUAGACACCUUUACACAGUUUGAAGGUGACAAAGAAAGACUUGGUGAUGCUGAAAAGUUUUUCAUGGAAUUAAUCAAACUUUCAGAAUAUGAAUUACGGAUUGAAGCAAUAAUUUUGAAAGGAGAAUUUAAUUCCUUGAUUGGAUCAAUUAGACCAAAUAUUCAAAUUUUGAAUCAAGUUUGUAGAAAGCUUUAUGACAAUCAUUCGAUCAAGUCAUUUUUUCGUUAUAUACUUCAUGCAGGAAACUUCAUAAACAAGAAAAAUAAUUGUGGAAAUGCAAUAGGAUUUAGAAUAAGUUCACUGAAAAAGCUUGUAAAUACUAAAUCUAAUGUUCCUAGAAUGACAUUACUACAUCAUCUUGUUGAAGAGACGGAGAGGAAAAAUAAGGAUACUUUAGGUUUUGUUGAUGAUUUACUUGACCUUCUCCAGAAAGCUGCCAGAUUUACAUUAGCACAAACCGUAGCAGAAUUUAACAACCUCAAGAAACACGUCCAAAACAUAAAGAGUAAAGUAGAUAAGGUAGAAGAUGAGGAAGUUAAAGGACAGUUUUCUGAUUUUAUGGCUGAAGCUAUGAAUGAUUUGGAAGACGUGGAAGAGGGAAUUAGUCGUGUAAAGGCAUUAUCUACUAAGAUGGCUGAACACUUCUGUGAAAAUGAAAGAUCAUUUAGUUUGGAUGAAUUUUUGGAAACAUUCAAAGAAUUCACUGAAAAUAUCAAGACCUGCCAACAAGAACUGACAACACAGAAAGAACAACAGGAAACAGCAGAGAAAAGACGGAAAGCACAGGAAGAAAUAUAUAGCAAAAGGAGAAGUGGUAACUUUUUACAUCCCAGUAAAUCUGAGGACAAGAAGAUUGUUGAUAGCAUUGUUAGUGAAAUAAAACAAGGAAAAGUGCUUCGUCGUCUAUCAUUAAGAAAGAAGGAGCCUGUUCCGCUCAAAUUAAAUAUACGUCGGGAAGUUAGUCAUUUGUAGUUAUAUAUCAUGGUAGAUACAGAGACAAUUGCGUCAUUUCAUUUAACCAAAUGAUAAUUAUAUUCUGUGAUAUGCAAUUUUUAACUACAGUAUUUUACAACUUGACAGUGUUCAAAUAAAUUUUCUUGCCAAAUAUUUUUUUCAGUUAUAUCUGAAACAUUGCUGAAGAAAUUUCAUUGUGAAUAUUGUGUAUAUAUGUCAUGAAUUUCAACCUGAUUAACUGCUUAUUUAUAUUUGAAUGUACUAUUUAUUUAUCUUGACGAUCGGAUAUUUCGCACCAACAUUGUGUCAAUUGUCUGUACAGUAUAUAUAUUGUUAUCUGAGAGUCGAACACCUUAUGUUUUUUAUGCAUUACGAUUAAAAUCUGUUCAAUGAUAGAAAUGGAAUAAAUCUGCAAUACUUUUAA
Molecule: messenger RNA, 3668 nt
Organism: Mytilus trossulus (common blue mussel)
Lineage: Eukaryota; Metazoa; Mollusca; Bivalvia; Mytilida; Mytilidae
Product: inverted formin-2-like
Exons: 14
Coding region: 395-3262 (955 amino acids)
Biological process (GO): actin cytoskeleton organization
Molecular function (GO): actin binding; small GTPase binding
Source: RefSeq, a predicted model, not a curated record